Molecule: messenger RNA, 1476 nt
Organism: Trypanosoma grayi
Lineage: Eukaryota; Euglenozoa; Kinetoplastea; Trypanosomatida; Trypanosomatidae
Product: putative nucleic acid binding protein
Exons: 1
Coding region: 1-1476 (491 amino acids)
Molecular function (GO): nucleic acid binding; zinc ion binding
Source: RefSeq, a predicted model, not a curated record
AUGAAGGCUACACACAGUGCCACCUGCAGCAAUUGCUCAGCUACUGAUCACCUUCGUCGGGAUUGCCCCCUUGUGAAGUGCAUCUCCUGUGGGCGUUUGGGACACUUUAAGGAGGACUGUCCGAAUGAAAAGAAGCGUGCACGCGCUGAAGAGGACGGUGAUGGGUCGGUCUGCCGAAGCUGCGGUUCGUCGAGACACGUGCAGGCGAGCUGCCCUCUUCGUAAUCAGACCAUGGAGUGCUUUCAGUGCCAUCAGAGGGGUCAUAUGAUGCCAACGUGCCCAUUGACUCGUUGCUUUAACUGCGGUAGUUACGGCCACAGCUCACAGCUCUGCCACAGUAGGCCGCUUUGCUUUCACUGCUCCCUGGCUGGGCACAUAUCCACAAAAUGCCCCAUGAAACAGAAGGGCCGAGUUUGCUACCGGUGCAAGGAGCCUGGCCACGAGAUGUCGGAGUGCACUCAGAACGUGGUGUGCCACAUGUGCAACCAGACGGGGCACCUCCUCGCCCAAUGCCCGGAGGCGCUCUGCAGCCGUUGCCACGAGAAGGGUCACAUUGCCAGUUCGUGUUCGAAACUCCGCUGUCAUAUUUGCAGUGGCCAGCAUCCCACGCUGCAGUGCACGCAGAACUCCUCUGCGACAGGCGGAGUCAUGGAUGGCGGUUCACUGGAGACGAACUCGAACGACACCGACAGCUCGCGCGGGGAUAAUUCUGACGCGAGCCCAGCUACUGUUCCUGCUGAUAUUGUAGUACCUCCGUUUGAAAAGAGUGGAGUUAAGUGUGAAGGGCGCGUCGCUGUCAUUAUCGAUGGUGGCUACUUUGAGCGCGCCCUUAAGGACCACAAAAACCGUGACGAGGCGCAGUUUAAACGCACAGUAGAGGUGCUGCGCUACACGCUCGACUUCCUCGGGGAGGUGUUCCAGAAGGAGCCAGUUGCGUACUGGUUCGACACGGACCCGGCCGCUUUCACGGAGUACAUCGAACAUUCCAUGCCGCUAGCCCACAGAGAAAAGGCGUUCCGCGAGAGCAACCUUCGCAAGCGACUGUUGGCGGACGAGAUGAAUGGCGGCCGGCGGCUUAGCAAUGUUGUGGCCCGCCUCGUUGGGCGAAUGAAACUGCAGAAGGGGUAUACCCGAGAUGGGCCAAGACAAGUGUGGGUUCAGACGGGCGUUGACGUGGCCAUUGCGACAUGCGUCAUCGAGACAUUUAUACACCGCCAGUUUGAACAAGUAGUCUUACUUUGCGGCGAUGCCGAUUUGUACCCCGCUGUUCAGUACUGCCACACCCAACGGCGCAUCUCCUCUGCACUGGAGAAGUCUAAUCCGGUACGCAUGUGCGGUACAUCGUCAUCCAUGUCUAAAGUGUACGGUCGGGAUCAGGACCUCAGCGACUUUCUUCCGCGAAUUCUGCUUGAUUUACCCCGCCACACCGAGGGGCAUAGGGAGGUCGAGUUUCCAACACAUACCAUGUUCCUUUAG